Neopsephotus bourkii (Bourke's parrot) is the source of this 6822-nucleotide messenger RNA. It is a transcript of the gene PIEZO2, whose product is annotated as piezo type mechanosensitive ion channel component 2. Gene Ontology annotation, molecular function: monoatomic cation channel activity; mechanosensitive monoatomic ion channel activity. Gene Ontology annotation, biological process: detection of mechanical stimulus; regulation of membrane potential; cellular response to mechanical stimulus. The coding region runs from base 84 to 4718 and encodes 1544 amino acids. Gene Ontology annotation, cellular component: plasma membrane. Lineage: Eukaryota; Metazoa; Chordata; Aves; Psittaciformes; Psittacidae. The record is from RefSeq and is a predicted model, not a curated record. The transcript has 29 exons.
AUAGCGCAGAAGAAGAAAGGUAGCAUUGCCCUCAGAAAAAGUUCACUUUUUCUACUUCUUUUGCUUCCAGGUCCUACUUAGACAUGUAUAAGGUGAUAAUAUUUAGCUACCUCUUCUGGUUUGUGCUUACUAUAAUCUUCAUAACGGGAACCACGAGGAUCAGCAUAUUCUGUAUGGGUUACUUGGUAGCCUGCUUUUAUUUCCUUCUCUUUGGUGGAGAUCUGUUGCUGAAGCCCAUCAGGAGUAUUCUGCGUUACUGGGACUGGCUGAUUGCCUACAAUGUCUUUGUGAUCACAAUGAAGAACAUCCUCUCAAUAGGAGCAUGUGGCUACAUUGAAUCAUUAAUUAAGAAUAGUUGCUGGUUGAUUCAGGCAUUUAGCCUGGCUUGUACAGUUAAAGGCUACCGUAUUCCAACCAACAACCUAGAUUGUAAGCUUCCCAGCGGAGAGGCAGGAAUCAUUUGGGACAGUAUAUGUUUUGCUUUCCUGCUACUGCAAAGAAGAGUCUUCAUGAGUUACUACUUCCUGCAUGUGGUUGCAGAUAUAAAAGCUUCUCAGAUCCUAGCAUCAAGGGGUGCUGAGCUUUUCCAGGCUACAAUUGUCAAGGCUGUAAAGGCAAGAAUUGAAGAGGAAAAAAAAUCAAUGGAUCAACUGAAAAGACAAAUGGAUCGCAUCAAAGCCAGGCAGCAGAAAUACAAAAAGGGUAAAGAGAGGAUGCUAAGCAUGACCCAGGAGUCCUCAGAGGGGCCAGAGAUCCGGAAGGUUUCUGAAGAAGAUGACGAAGGAGAAGCAGACAAAGAGAAAGCCAAGGGCAAAAAAAAGCUGUGGUGGCGGCCUUGGGUUGAUCAUGCUUCCAUGGUCAGAAGUGGAAAUUAUUAUUUGUUUGAGACGGACAGUGAAGAGGAAGAGGAAGAGGAGAAAAAAGAAGAGGAAGAGCCUCGAAAAAAAUCUGCAUUUCAGAGAGCUAUUGGGAAAUUUGCUUCAGCCAUUUUAGCCUUGCCAAAGUCUAUCAUUAAACUACCCAAAACUAUUCUUCAGUACUUAAUCAAAGCAGCAAAGUUUGUUUAUCAGGCCUGGAUUACUGACCCUAAAACAGCACUACGACAGAGGCGCAAAGAGAAGAAAACUUUUGGGAAAGAGAAGCGAAGGCGAAAAGGAUCUGGGGAUGGUGGUACUGAUGCAGACUGUGAAGAUAGUGAGGAGGAACCUGUCAAGAAGAAAUCUGAUGGGCCAGAUAACAUCAUCAAAAGGAUAUUUAAUAUCUUGAAGUUCACUUGGGUCCUUUUCCUGGCAACACUAGAUAGUUUUACAGCUUGGCUUAAUUCCAUCUCAAGAGAACACAUUGAUAUCUCUACUGUACUAAGAAUCGAACGCUGUAUGCUGACCAGGGAGAUUAAGAAGGGAAACGUUCCAACGCGAGAAAGCAUCCAUUUGUAUUACCAGAACCACAUGAUGAAACUUUCUAAGGAGUCAGGACUGGAUUCAAUUGAUAAAAAUCCUGGUCAAGCUUCUGGUUUGCAAGCAUCUGAAAGAAUGGAUAGUUUAGAUUCAGCAGCUUCUCGUGAUAGUAUUUCCAGCUGCUACACUGAAGCAACCAUGCUGUUCUCAAGGCAGUCAACCCUUGAUGAUUUAGAUGGACCAGACACUAUUCCUAAAACAAGUGAGCGCGCUCGACCUAGGCUUCGUAAAAUGCAGAGCAUGGAUAUGUCCUCCUCAUCAGCUGACAGUGGCAGUAUAGUGUCAAGUGAACCUACACAGGUCACCAUGCUCUAUUCUCGUCAGGGGACAACAGAAACCAUUGAGGAGGUAGAAGGGGAGCAUGAAGAGGAAGGACCUCAUUCAGCAUCAAGGCCAGAGGAAGAGGAGGUGGAAGAUUAUAGCCUGGAUUCAGAAGGAGCUGCAUAUACUCCUGAUACCGAUGUGCCUUUGUAUUCCACUAUGGAUAGCAAUGCAGAAGCUCCACCUUCCUAUAGCAAAGCUGUCAGCUUUGAACACCUUCCCUUUGGCUCCCCAGAUGACUCAGCUGGUAAGAGCCUCAUGAUGGUGAGCCCAGACGAUAGUCGGACGGACAAACUUGACACGAUUCUCCCUCCACUGACACACGAGCUUACGGCUAGUGAGCUACUUCUGAACAAGAUGUUUCAUGAUGAUGAGCUGGAGGAGUCAGAGAAGUUCUAUGUUGGUCAGCCUCGAGUCUUGCUUCUUAUUUAUGCUCUGUACAAUACGCUGGUGGCCCGGUCAGAAAUGGUGUGUUAUUUUGUGAUCAUCCUUAAUCACAUGAUCUCUGCCUCCAUGAUAACCCUGGUGCUUCCCAUCCUUAUAUUCCUUUGGGCCAUGCUGUCUGUUCCUCGGCCAAGCAAACGUUUCUGGAUGACAGCCAUUGUCUACACAGAGGUGGCCAUUGUCAUCAAGUACUUCUUCCAGUUCGGCUUCUUUCCUUGGAAUAAACAUGUGGAUUACACAAAAGAUAAACCUUACCAUCCACCCAAUAUUAUUGGCAUUGAGAAAAAAGAGGGUUAUGUGCACUAUGAUCUUGUUCAGCUCCUUGCUUUAUUCUUCCACAGAUCCAUUUUAAAGUGCCAUGGAUUAUGGGAUGAAGACGAGAAAGGGGACAAUUCCAGUAAUAAAGAGGAUACUGAUGAUGAGCUUUCCCUGACAGGAGGCAGGAGAGACUCUUCUGCCUCUUUGAAAUCUGUCAAUCUUGCAGCAUCAGUGGAAUCCAUCCAUGUCCACUUCCCUGAGCAGCAGACUGCCAUCAGGAGGAAGAGCUCUAGCAGUAUAUCACAGCUUUCGCACAGGUCCAGCUUCUCCUCACACAGAUCUAAGAGAGGAAGUACCAGUACACGAAACAGCAGCCAGAAAGGAAGCAGUGUAUUAAGCAUCAAGCAAAAAUCUAGAAAAGAGCUUCUUAUGGAAAAGUUGCGAGAACAAAUGAUCAAAGCCAAGGCCUUUACAAUUAAAAAGACUCUCCAGGUGUAUGUGCCCAUCAGACAGUUUUUCUACAAUCUUAUUCACCCAGACUACAGUGCAGUGACUGAUGUGUAUGUGCUGAUGUUCCUCGCAGAUACAGUGGACUUCAUCAUCAUUGUGUUUGGAUUUUGGGCUUUUGGGAAACACUCUGCAGCAGCAGAUAUCACCUCUUCUUUAUCAGAGGACCAGGUCCCAGAGGCAUUUUUGGUGAUGGUGCUUAUUCAGUUUGGUACCAUGGUGGUAGAUCGAGCACUGUACCUCAAAAAGACUGUCAUGGGAAAGGUCAUCUUCCAGGUCAUCCUUGUUUUUGGAAUACAUUUCUGGAUGUUCUUUAUCUUGCCUGGAGUGACAGAAAGGAAAUUUAGCCAGAAUACAGUUGCCCAGCUCUGGUAUUUUGUGAAAUGUGUUUAUUUUGGCUUAUCGGCAUAUCAGAUACGCUGCGGAUAUCCAACUCGUGUUCUUGGCAACUUCCUCACAAAAAGUUAUAACUAUGUAAACCUGUUCUUAUUUCAAGGGUUCCGCCUGGUUCCAUUUUUGACUGAGCUGAGAGCAGUAAUGGACUGGGUUUGGACUGAUACCACGCUCAGUCUUUCCAGCUGGAUCUGUGUUGAAGACAUCUAUGCUCAUAUAUUCAUCCUGAAGUGUUGGCGAGAGUCAGAAAAAAGAUAUCCCCAGCCAAGAGGCCAGAAGAAAAAGAAAGUUGUGAAGUAUGGAAUGGGUGGCAUGAUUAUCGUCUUGCUGAUUUGUAUUGUCUGGUUCCCACUUCUCUUCAUGUCUUUAAUCAAAUCUGUUGCAGGCAUCACCAACAAGCCUCUAGAUGUAUCAAUCACAAUAACUCUAGGAGGUUAUCAGCCUAUUUUUACAAUGAGUGCUCAACAGAGUCAGCUCAAGGAUUUGAAUCAGACUGGUUUCAAUGCGUUUCUGGGAAGCUAUAGGGGUAAUACUGCUGCUUUGCAGUUUCUAGAGGGCUAUGGAAAAGAAGAUAUAACUCUUGCAGAUUUAGAGGGAAAUUCAAACUCUUUAUGGACCAUCAGCCCUCCCAGCAGAGAGAAAAUGAUACAGGGACUGCUGGAUUUUUCAGCUGAGUUCACUGUAGUUCUUUCAUGGAGCAUUCAAAGAAAUCUCACCCUUGGUGCCAAAGCUGAAAUAGCAUCAGAUAAACUUACCUUUGUCCUGCCAGAGAACACCAGAAGAGAUAUUGCUACAAUGAUGUCUGGACAGCAACUGGAAAAGGUAACAUUAGAGACAGUGUACCCAUACUACAUCAAGGCUCCUAGUGAUUCUCUGGCAAAACCCAUAAAGCAGCUAUUGACAGACUGCAGAUGGGAAAACAUUACUGUUUCCUUGGUCAAAAAUGUGUCUGAUGAGGGAGUUCGUGAGUGGUGGGUUUUGAAUCAGCUUGGAAAAAGAUACAAAACAUCUGAAGAGAGUCUUGAACUCUUCAUAUUCAGUGAUAAAGUCAGUCCACCAAGCCUUGGAUUCUUGGCUGGUUAUGGCAUCAUGGGACUAUAUGCCUCAGUUGUCCUGGUGAUAGGAAAGUUUGUCCGUGAAUUUUUCAGUGGGAUCUCUCACUCCAUCAUGUUUGAGGAGCUACCCAACGUAGACCGAAUCUUGAAGUUGUGUACUGACAUUUUCUUAGUGCGAGAGACUGGAGAACUGGAACUAGAAGAAGACCUGUAUGCCAAACUAAUAUUCCUGUAUCGCUCACCAGAGACUAUGAUCAAGUGGACUAGGGAAAAAACUAAUUGAUCUCUGGUGUCACACCACGAAUCAAGUUGCUUUCAUCUGAAUUUUAAAGGUGGGGAAAAAAAAAAAAAAGGCAAAAAAAUAAAAAAAGCACAAUAUUCUCUUAAGAGCUAAGCCUUUUAUAGUUAGGUAGCAAUGAUUUUUCACUGAAGGAGUCCUGGAAGCUACGGCCUUAGGAAUCUAUGCUGCCUUUCAAAUUAAGGAUCAAUAGUGAAGAAGGUUGGAUGAUUUGUUGUUUUUAAUGUGCCACUCCUCUACAAUCUGGGGACUGCUUUGUAAUUUAAUCAACAAAAAGUUUGCAUCUUUGUCUGGCUAAUUUAAUUUUCCAGGCAAUCAUUACAACUUAAAGAGAAAAGAAAGGAGUGAACCCACAGGUGACUCCAGUGUACCUUCUUAACCCUUUCUGGAGCCAUACAGAUUGGAUUGUGCAAUAUGCUGUUGUACAUCACUGACUUUCAAGCUACAGUAAUGGGACGCUGACUAGCCUUCAGGACACCCAAGACCCAGAGCCGCAGUGGGAACUGAAGACAUUCUAGCCAUACCCAUUUGUAGGAAUCAGAGGUUUUGAUGUACAAAGGACACUGUGGACAAGCCUCUGUUAGCAAAAAGAAAACAAUAACAAUCUCUUUGAAUGCCUUAUUUUAUUUGUACAGCCACAGAAGACAUUUCAACCAAACAUCAAUGACUUUUCUCAGGAAAAAAAAGCAACUGAAACUUGACACUUCGUCAAGGUUAACUAAUGGCUAGAAUAAUUAUGGUGAAUUAUUGGGGUGUUCUGCUGGGCCAUUCUCUUCAAAGUCACUGCUUUCCAUUAGGUUAGAAAAGAAAGUGAAUUCAAUGACCUAAGGAGCUACUCCAUUUCUUAUAACCCUUUAAAGACUGAAUAGUGUGUGCUUCUCUCUGCUCCCCAUGACAUGCUUUUUCCCAUUUCGAUGAUUUAAGGCAACUGUUGUUUUGCUGUUAGCUGAUAUUCUUCUUCCAAUGUUUCAGGUAUACAAAAAUGUUUACAUAUUCUAAGUCACAUUUUUACAUCUGAGACGGGGUUUUUUUAAGUUCCCAAAUAUAAACAUACAUAUGAGCUUGAAAAAUGGCCUUUUUCUUAAAUUCCUAUUAUUAGUGAGACAAAUGGCUCAUUAGAGAACAUUGUAGCAUGCAAAUUUACAAUUGCAAUGUAGGUUUCAUUCCAUGUUAAAAAAUUAUUGAGAAAAAAAAUCAUUGAGUGGGUAGGGUAUGUUAAAAGGGUAUGCUGUGUAGUUUUGAUUCAGUAAUGACUUAAAAUAAAGCACAUGUUGCAAAGUCAUUUUAGAAGUAUUUUUUCCUCUGCCUUUUUACAUGAAAUGGGAAAAGUCUGACAUUCUUCUAACUCUGUGACAAAUAAAUCUCUUUCUUGUAGUUAGCUGCUAUUUAUUAUAUGAAUGAUUAGUUAAUCACCGGGAAAAAAAAAAAACUAAUACAUAAUUUACUGGCACAUCUUACUGAAGAACUUCAUCAAACAGGACAAUUAAACGAAGUUGCAACAUACUCUGCUGAGUGCUUCCAUGACAAAUGCUGUCACAUCCAUUCUAUACUGUGAAAACUAACAUUUUGAGCACCAUGAAGUGCACAAAAUAAAAAUCGCUUAAUCGUAUUGUAACAAUAAAAUCAUUUGGUGACUGGAACUUACUAGAAGACAACCUGUUUUCCUCCAAAGUGUAAUGGAAAGGUGGCUGCUCAUACAGCCAGGCAGCAUUCCUCAGUGGAGAGUUUUGCUCCAUUUCUUCCAUAGGACCUGUAAGUCAAAAUCAAAACAUACAGGAUCCAACAGGGAUGCUAAAAUGUCCUUUUUGGUUAGAUGGAUCCUCACCUGGGUGUUCAGUGAUUUUAAGGAAAGCAGCACUGGAAGGAGAAAUGUGAAGGGUGUAAUGUGUUUCUAAAGGUACCAGCCAGCAGAAACAUGCUGGCCAUAGUUGGUCCUGGCUCCCUUCCUGGUUCUUUCUCUUUAACUUCCUUUCUGGUGAGAACAACCUAUCCGCAGAAUGAGCUGUACAGUUACUUGGGCUUCGCAGAAAUGUGCUGCUCUUGCUUUCAUGAUUGACCAAACUUUGACAAUAAAAGGAUUCUUCUGUUG